CUUGUUACAGCAGACUUAUGAAGUUAUGCUUGACGGCCAAUACCCCGACCAUACUAAGCUACUACUAUUCUUUGCGCUGUUUGGGCUGGCAACAUUAGACGCCACACUCGAAUUCUUGCACACUCUAGACACCACACAGGACCAGGCCACAGCGGCCCUCAAGACGUACACGCAACUGGGUUGCUUUAUUGCCUCCCAGCCCCAAAUUCAGCCAUCAACCAACGCGCUCGUAGGUAUAUGGAUCUUACACUGGCUAUGCACCUGCGAGAGCGGCCAUUCGGUAGAAGCCCAUCUACUGCGAGCCAGAGGUAUACUAAUGGCUCGCGCGAUGCAAACACAGUGGCUCGACACUCCCAGGGCGCGGGAGGAACGGAGAUUGAAGGGCUGCGAUGUGGUCGAACUUGAGGUCAAGCGGCGGCUGUGGUGGAUGAUGGUUGCCACCGACUGGGUUGUUGCCUACUCCACAGGGCCCCAGGCUGGAACAUACCUGUUCCAUCCCAAGCACAUGUGCGUCCAUUUACCGACUAAUGCAGACGACGAGCACAUCACGCCAGACGGUAUAUCGCACGUGCAGCCGACAACCGAGCCAACGGUAGUAGUAGGCAUCAUUUACCGUGUAGGGCUCACCACGCUGUGUCGAGAGACCGUGGACGCAUUACCCUCUGCAAUAUUUGAGGGCCUGGAACCCGACUACAGCAUCAUCCUCAGUUUGGAUGCACGGUGGCAGGAGUAUCUCAGAGGUCUCCCGACGUUCUAUCAGAUGGACCCAGAAUCCAUUCGGCAGUCCGAGAAGAUUUGCGCCCAACGUCCCGAUAUUGCGUUUCAGCGGACGACGGCCAAUGUCGCCACUCACACCCAGUUAUGCCGGCUGCACCGUCCAUAUCAUCUCAAGGCGUUCAAGAAUCAAAAGUACCUGCCUUCGCGCCAGGCCUGUGUCCGCUCUGCGCAGGCAUUACUGAACCUUCGCCGCCCGAUUAAUGGAGAGCGAGAUUCUCCGCCUGCGCAGACACCAAACACUUUCCGGGUUGCUGUGCCGCAUCUCCUCAUGGCCGCGCUGACUUUGGCAGCCGAUACCUUUUUCAACCCUACCGCGCCAGACGCAGAUGCACGAGAAGCCAAAAUCCUCACGGCCUACGACAUCGUUGAAAACGCGACCGAGGAAUCAUGCGGGUUUCGGCUGAAUAACCUACGCACGCUCAUGUCCAUGCUGGGAAACCGACAACCCGCUGCCCUUCCUCAGCCAGGCAGCUUGAUAGCCUCGUCCGAUGGCAGGGGAACACCAUUUGAGCGACAAACCUUUGACAGCAUUCUUCUCCGUGGAAUCGGCCAGGAGACGCUGAAUGAGCGUGGGCCUUGGAAUCAGAACUGGCCUCAGCUUUGGUCGGAGUUUCUGGUGGUCGCGCCGGGGCUGGACUUGAAGUAUUGGGAUAUCCUGUUUGAUGGUCCAGAUGGAGUCUGA
Aspergillus calidoustus is the source of this 1459-nucleotide messenger RNA. Lineage: Eukaryota; Fungi; Ascomycota; Eurotiomycetes; Eurotiales; Aspergillaceae. The record is from the annotation of a GenBank genome assembly.